GCAGCGUGCGCAGGUGCGGGGUGGGCGCGUGAGGACCGAGCCGGCGCACCCGGAGAGUGCCUGGACUGUGCGAGUGUGAGGGCCUCCAGCCAGAGCGGUGGACUGGAAGGGACAGGACGUCUGAGUGAGGGACAGUGAAGUGUGCAGCGAGACAGACGUGUCAACCCGCACUCGAGCGAGUUUGUGCACGAGAACUCGCGAGUGGCGGAGUGUACCGCGGAGUUUGCGGGCACAGGAGAGACGCGGAGAGGACUUCAGGGUAACGCGGUGACAGUGGAAGUGGAACACCAUGACCGGCGGGGGAGGAGAGAGACUGUGGGCCGGCAAGAGCCGGUUUGAGAAGCGCCCUCCGUCGCGCACUGAAGGAACACUCGGCCUGUCGACGGGACAAAAGUCCCCCUCGGAGAGUGGCUCGGGGAAGGGACGCGAGGCGGCGGGCCGAGAUGGUCGCGUGCGGCGCGCGGUGAAUCUCUUCACCUCCGGUCAGCGAGGCGCAGAGAGUUCGCCGGCCGCCGAGCCUCGCCCGCCGCUGCAGAGCCGCAUCUCGGGGAUGCUGCGGCGGCACCUGCUGCCCCGCCAGCCGUCCUUCAGUGGCCGGGAGGAGGCGGCGAGAGGCCGUCCGCCGCCGCUCCUCCGCAGCGCCUCCGAGCUGACCGGGCCGCCCGUGCGCCGGCCGCCGCAGCGCAGCGACUCACUCUCCAGACACGAUAUCACGCGCAAGUCGAUCCGGCGCAGCAAGUCGUCGGUGGGGGACAGCCAGAGACUGCGGCCGACCCCGCCGCCCCGGCCGCCACUUCUGGGGUCGUCCUUAUCUCCAGCAGCGUCUAACAAGUCAUCUUCGUCGGCAGCAUCUUCGCCGACAUCUACGACCUCACCGACGCCGCCCCGGCCGCCUCCGCGACGCUCCUCGGCGCAGCAGAGCCGGACCGCGACCCCCGCUCAGCCUGAGGUCUCCAAAGGUCGGGCGGCCACCCCGGCGGCUUCCCGGCGAGUACCGGCGGCGCGCAACUCCGGCGCCGCUCAGACCGCGGUGAACGGCUCCGUGGUCGGAGGCUCGCCGGCUCUGCGCAGCGUCAGCUCGGUCAGCGGCAGGCGGGUGACGGCCAGUGUAUCACCCUCGACGGGACCGACACCCACCGCGCGCACCCGCGCCCGUGACGACGCCGGUAGCGGCGGCAGCACGGCCCUCUGCGUCAGGCAGGGAGGCGAGCAACACCGCAGAUACAGCCGGCACCCGAGUAUCGCGCACCCGGGUCACUGUCACCGCUCCGGCGGAGGGUGA
This is a messenger RNA of Amphibalanus amphitrite, 1282 nucleotides long. RefSeq names its product serine/arginine repetitive matrix protein 1-like. The record is from RefSeq and is a predicted model, not a curated record. NCBI's taxonomy places the organism in Eukaryota, Metazoa, Arthropoda, Thecostraca, Balanomorpha, Balanidae. The coding region runs from base 290 to 1282 and encodes 330 amino acids. The transcript has 3 exons.